AUGGAUCCAGGGAGUAGUAGUGCUAAGGCUAGAGGGGAUGACGCGAAACCUUCCAAUAUGGGUGGCAGAGAUCAUGAUGCUAUAUUACGUAGUGUCACCCAGCAGGUGAUGGCAGAGAUGACUAGAGGUUUAGGGGAGCGGAGUUGCACAAUUGAGCAGUUCAUGCGUAUAAGACCCCCAUCAUUUUCUGGAGGAGCUAACCUACUUAUGGUGGAGAACUGGGUCCAGGAUAUGAAGGACAUGUUGGCAGUUCUAUUGGAGGAGCAGAGACCUGACACUGUAGCGGUGAUAUGGAGCCACUUCAGGGAGAUCCUUUUCAAGAGAUAUUUUCUCGCUAUUGUCAGAAGUGUGAAGGCAGCGAAUUUUCUGCACUUGACGGAGGGACUGAUGAUAGUACAACAAUAUGCAGUUAGGUUCAUUGAGUUGUCUCAGUUUGCUCCGUAUUUGGUACCGGAUGAGGAAAGGAAAGUGUGGAAUUUCGAGGAGGGCUUGAGAUAG
Molecule: messenger RNA, 498 nt
Organism: Malania oleifera
Lineage: Eukaryota; Viridiplantae; Streptophyta; Magnoliopsida; Santalales; Ximeniaceae
Exons: 1
Coding region: 1-498 (165 amino acids)
Source: RefSeq, a predicted model, not a curated record